Molecule: messenger RNA, 1161 nt
Organism: Aureobasidium namibiae CBS 147.97
Lineage: Eukaryota; Fungi; Ascomycota; Dothideomycetes; Dothideales; Saccotheciaceae
Exons: 2
Cellular component (GO): endomembrane system
Source: RefSeq, a predicted model, not a curated record
GACCACGAAAUUUUCCGUCUCCAGGAUGAAGUCGCCCAGCACGAGGGUAGCAAUGCCACCUUCUACUCCUUCCUCGGUGUAAAAGACUUUGCAAACCUCGAUGACAUCAACGCUGCCUACAAGAAGAAGGCCCGUGUCUUGCACCCUGACAAGGCCCGUCAACGCUUCAUCGCUACCUACGACUCGGCCCCGCCAGUCAAGAACACCAAGAAGGGAGACAAGCCCACCGUGCAUGUCAAGAAGAACAAGAAGCCUUCGCAAAAGGAGAUCAAUGCUUUCGCCAAGGAAGCCUCUGCUCGCUUUGCUCGUCUCGGCAUAGUCACAAACAUUCUUCGUGGUGCUGAGCGCCAGCGCUACGAUCACUUCCUCCGUAACGGCUUCCCCAAAUGGCGCGGAACCGGCUACUACUACCAGAGAUUCCGCCCUGGUCUCGGCUCUGUCAUGAUCGGUCUCUUCGUCUUCCUCGGUGGUGGUGUCCACUACGUUACCCUCUACAUGAACUGGAUGAAGCACCGCGACUUUGUCGAGCGCUACAUUCGCCAGGCCCGACGUAUCGCCUGGGGUGACGAGGUCAGAGGCAUUGCCGGUGUUGACACCACGCCAGCUCCCGUUCCUGAACCCUCAUCCGAGGAAGAACCUCAGGCCAUGAAUUGGAACAGAAAGGAGAAGCGUGCUGCCGAGCGUGAGAGCAAGCGUGCUGCAAAGAAGCCCAAGCCAGCUAAAGCUACUCUUGCCGAACAGGCAAAGAACUCCGGUAUCAGCACUCCUGUCGAGGCUGAACUUACCAGCGGUCCCAUUGGCGCAAAGAAGCGCACUAUCGCCGAGAACGGCAAGGUCCUCAUCGUCGAUAGCGUCGGCAACGUCUACCUCGAGGAGCGCACCGCCGAGGGUGAGCUCCACGAGUUCCUCCUGGAUGUCGAUGAGAUCCAAAGACCUACCAUCAACGACACCUUCUUGGUCCGUCUGCCCAUCUACCUCUACAACAAGUCUCUGGGUACCGUGCUUGGCAAGAAGACUUCUGACGCCGAGAUGGAGGAACUGCUCGAGGGUACCGAGGAAGCCGAGGGUGUUGACGCAGCCACUGCCACGCUCAAGUCGGCAGCUCAACCCAACGGCAACGCCGAGACUCGCAAGAGAAAGCUCAAGUCCAGCAAGCAAAGA